UUCCUGCGAAGCCGUUGCCUUGCAAUGAUCUGGAAGGUUGAGACAUCUGUCGAGACUGCAUAAUGCUGCUGCUGGGAUCUCCCUGGUCAUCCAUUCAAAAAGUUGACACGGCCUUGAGCAUCGCACAAUACUGUAGUCAUUCCAUUUUAAAAAAUUUGAGAUCAGUUGUUGAAAGUUACUGAGUAGUUGGCACACCAUGCUCCGCUCCAUCCCGUUUGCCGUGCUUUGGCUGUGCUUGUCAUUGCACGGUCUUUUACCGUCUUCUUGCAACGCCCAAUCCGAGGAUGAAGUGUUUGUGUGGAGUUCUACAGGAGGAGGAUGGCGGGCCAUGUUUGCCUGUGUGGGCUACGUAAACUUGUUUCGACAAGCCGGACUCUUCAACCAGGAUUCUUCACGUUUUGCGCAAAUUGCCACCAACAGUGGAGGCGCUUGGUUUUCCACGCAACUCUUUUAUUCUCCGGCAUUUUACCAACAAACGGCCAUGGCCGAAUCACCCCAGGAUCUGUACGACUUUACCAUUCAGUGGAUGACAUCCUACCGACAGUUGCUCCAACGAGUCACUCCUCUCACGCCGGAAGAAACCCUCGAUGAUAUUACCAACACGUCUGAUUUGGACCCCGAUAUUGCCACCAAUGAAACAACCACCACAACGACAAAUACUGAAGAUACCACGCUCGCCUAUUUGACGGAAUUCUUCGAUCUCUUUCAAGCCUUUGAAGGAGAUUGGACCAGUUUUAUUGGACAAAUGCUAGAAGAAGCCGCCAUGGACUAUGGUCACCAAGGAAACUUUAACGAAACGCCGGCCACGGCGCAAGGCAAGGCACUGCCCAACACGGACAUGCUGAUUCAAACGGCACUCUCUCCUACGGCCCGAGUCCGCAAUGAAACCGUCAACAGUACCGAAGACUUGACCGUCUACUUGGGACCCGCCGUGGGCAAUCUCUACACGGUCCCCAUCUCGGCCGCCUACAUUGUCAAUGAUACCUUUGUCGGAUUCCAAUAUGCCACCUUUGAUUCCGAUUCGUCCAAUGUCGUGGUCGCGGGUGCGGAAUCCGUCUCGUCCGAUUUUGACUUUGAUACGUGGGAUCCCUACUUUUUAUAUCCCGGUAGCACGGGAAGUCUCUUUGGCGCCAAUUUCAAUGCCGACGAUGAACCUACGGCCAUUAUUGCCGCGGACGACAUUGUUGUUACGGAUGCCACUACGAACGACGCCGACAUUAUGCAACUCCCCUUUGGUGGCGCCGCCAAUGUGGCACAGGUGGCAUCCUGCAGUUCGGCGGCGGUCGGAACGGCCAGUCCGACCAUUCCAUCCACAUUUGCACACGCAUGGUCCCAACCACGAGCUGGCAUUCAUCAAGCCGAAGGAGUGAGCAGUUUGGCUGUUUUGAUUGGGUAUGAUUUAGCCGUGGGGGCCAUUUACAAUGCACCCAUUAUGGACAAUGUUGCCGUGUGUGGACAAUGGCCAGAACCCUGUGGGGCUACCGAUGGAUGGUUUAUCGAUGGUGGGUUUGUCGACAAUCCAUCCGUGGCAAUCAAUGUCGCGCAGUAUCAUCAACGAGCCGACGCCAAUUUGACCAAAACACUCAAAAUGGUACUCACCAAUACCAAUCAACAAUACAUUAACAGCACCUACGUGACGGCACAGCUACAGCAGUAUUAUGCCACCGAUUUCAAUGACGGCAUUGCCCCGGGGGAGUACAUUUGGAUCCCGUCGUCGCAAGUGCCUCGUCGGUCGGCGCAGUUUUUUGGAGACACGCUGAGCGAACAAGAUUUGAUCGACUCGUUGGAACCGAUUGAAGGGAGCAACAUGACCACGCAGUUGUUGACGGGCACGACAAUUGACAAUCCUGCGUUCGGGAUCCGGGCGGGACAGAACGUACAAAUCCUAGUGUUGAAUUUGAACGAACCCAUUACGACGUUUAUUGCCGGACAAACCAUCAUCAACAACACCAUGGAGCCGUUGGCAGAAAUGGCACGGCACAUUGCUGCCAAUGAAGAACUGUUGAGACGCGUUCAGGUCUUUUUUGGAGUUGUGCCGGAGGAUGAUGAUGAUGAUCCGACAACAACCGAUGCUGGUGAUAGCGAUGCCGACGACGGCAGUGAGGAAUCCGGGAAUAGCACUGGUAGUACCGAUGCUGGAAACGAGGAGGAUGGAGAUUCAAGCAGUAAUGGUGCAUCGGAUAGCACGAGUUCCAGCGUUUCGUCGAGGAACGGAUGCAUCUUUGGUUCAACUUGGAUGGUGACAAGUUUGCUGUUGUUAUGGUUUCCCUUUGCUGCUUAAGCCCGUGCCCAAAGCCUCCAGCAGAGAAUCAUGAGGAUUCUUUGGUGUCAACAAGCAGUAACUAAUUGUGGUUCCUAUACUAGCUAGAGUUAUAUACCAAACCUCAUUACUCGCUAGCUGUCAUUCUCCCAGGUAUCGUGGGGA
Seminavis robusta is the source of this 2425-nucleotide messenger RNA. NCBI's taxonomy places the organism in Eukaryota, Bacillariophyta, Bacillariophyceae, Naviculales, Naviculaceae. The record is from the annotation of a GenBank genome assembly.